Molecule: messenger RNA, 987 nt
Organism: Phaethon lepturus (White-tailed tropicbird)
Lineage: Eukaryota; Metazoa; Chordata; Aves; Phaethontiformes; Phaethontidae
Gene: RWDD3
Product: RWD domain containing 3
Exons: 4
Coding region: 1-750 (249 amino acids)
Biological process (GO): positive regulation of hypoxia-inducible factor-1alpha signaling pathway; positive regulation of protein sumoylation
Molecular function (GO): protein binding
Source: RefSeq, a predicted model, not a curated record
AUGCAAGUGGUGCAUGCCUGUUCACGUCCAGAGCAGACGCAUGGAAUCACAUUUCGAAUUCAAAUCAAUGUGAAACAACUGCCGGAUACAGAUGUACUUUUAAAGCUGUUAUUUCAUUUACCAAUCAAUUAUCCAUCAACUCUGCCAGAUAUUUCUGUUAACUCAGACCAGCUUACAAGGGCCCAAUGUAUGGAUGUGAAAGAUAAAUUACUUGAACAAGCAAAGCAGCAUCUUUCUGAACCUAUGGUACACGAUCUGAUUCUUUGGAUACAGCAGCAUCUUAAAUAUGUCAUUAAGCAACCGGCAACAGUUUGCAAUGAAAACACUACUUUGUCAAAAGGAACAAGAACAGAGGAUGGUAUAUGGAUGCUCCUUUUGCAUUUAGAUCACAUGAGAGCAAGGGCAAAAUACGUCAAAACUGUGGAAAAAUGGACUUCAGAUCUAGGGCUGACUGGAAGACUGAUGUUCAUGGGCAAGAUAAUAUUGAUUCUUCUUCAGGGUGACAGGAGCAACAUUAAGGAGUACUUGAUUCUUCAGAAAACUUCUAAGGUAGAUGUGGACUCAAGCGGAAAGAAAUGCAAAGAGAAAAUCGUUAGUGUACUGUGUGAGACAAAAGUACAGUCACAGCAUAAAAGGUUUCAGAUGUUUGAAGUCAAAGAAUAUUCAACACUGGAUGAGCUACAAAAGGAAUUUGAAACUGCAGGACUUACAACUCUUUUCUCUGAGUUUGUGCCUCCCCUCUUAAAAUAAAGAAAACACUGGACUCUUUGACCAAAGCAGUAGCUGACUGCAGAUGCUGAUGGAAGAUAAAAGGACUAACUUGGCAAACACUGUUAAAGCUUUUCUGCAAAAAAUGCCAGAAGUAGCCAUCCUCUUGCAAGAAGGCGGCAAUUCAUACAUUAAGAAUUGAUAAAGUUUUGACAUGUAUAUAUUGAUAACUUUUUCCAAGGAAUGUGGAGUUAAUUGUAUUAAUUGCUUGAAAGCAUG